This is a messenger RNA of Fopius arisanus, 5245 nucleotides long. It is a transcript of the gene bma, whose product is annotated as SCY1-like protein bma. The transcript is spliced from 15 exons. Bases 209 to 2797 code for a protein of 862 amino acids. Lineage: Eukaryota; Metazoa; Arthropoda; Insecta; Hymenoptera; Braconidae. Gene Ontology annotation, biological process: protein phosphorylation. The record is from RefSeq and is a predicted model, not a curated record. Gene Ontology annotation, molecular function: protein kinase activity; ATP binding.
CUCAAUCGGUUCCAAGGUUACUCUGGACUUCAAUUACUGGAUUCCAAUUUUCACUCAUGGACAACUGGGACCAAACAAUGUGCAGCCUCGGCUUCUGGUAGUGAUUGAAUAAUCAGUUAUCUGCACUGCAACAGAAAAGGAGGGAAGUGAAGAGGGAGGAGCUGAAGGUGGACAAUUAGGGUACACAGUGAAUGGAUUUGUCGGUACCAUGUUCAAGUUCAAGAGUAGCCAGCCAAAUGUCGUUGAGAGUAAUCCAAUAUGGGAAGAAUUUGUAGCAUCAAAGCAAGCACCAAGCGCCACUGCGGGACCAGAACACGUGUGGAGGAUCUUUGAUGCGUACAGAAAGAGCGAUGGACAGGAGGCCUCAGUGUUUCUUUUCGAGAAGCGCUCGGUGGAGAAAUUCCACAAGCCAAAGCACAAGGAACACGUCACAGACAUACUACGAAGAUGUCCAAAGAAUCUCGAGGAGUUCCGUCACCCAAAGUUUCUUCAUGUGAUUCACCCAGUUAAGGAGUGCUCUGAAACCCUGGCCUUUGCCACUGAACCAGUACUGGGGAGUCUCGCCAAUGUCUUGGCAUACGUUGAACAGCAAGCAGCAUCUAAUCCAAAUUCAACAGCUCACAAUGCCAAUUAUCACACCGGUCAAAAUCCCCAUCAGCAUCCACCAGGACAUCGACCAGUUCUCAUUAAAAAAUACGAGAUGCUCGCUAUGGAAAUAAAAUACGGUCUACUGCAGAUCACCGAGGCACUGUCUUCUCUCCACUGCAGUUACAAGGUUAUGCACAGAAAUGUAUGUCCAAGCAGUAUUAUUAUAACGAAGAAAGGAACUUGGAAAUUGUGUGGCCUCGAAUUCAUCGAACGAACAACUGAUGAGAACGGCCUAGAUCCCGUACCCUGCAACCCGUGGACUCACAAAGCUUCCAAGACCGUUCAGCCGAACCUCGAUUAUAUUGCUCCGGAAAUUCAAUUGAGAAAAAUAUGCAGUAUCCGGAGUGAUAUGUACAGUCUUGGAAUGGUAAUUGCAGCCAUUUACAACGACGGAAAGUCCCUCAUUCAGGCGAAUCACAGUACUUCUGAUUACAUUAAACAGGUGGAAAAUCUAAAUGAACAAGUAGAAAAUAUACUUCCCAGAGUGCCCAUGCCCCUCCAUGAGGCCGUAUCAAGGCUGCUCUGUAAAGAACCUGAGGCAAGACCCAUCGCAAAGCAUCUCUCUCUGAUCAAGUACUUCAGUGAUCCAUCCGUUUAUGCACUCCAGUUUCUCGACGUUAUAAAUAUGAAAGAUCCGAAUCAAAAAUCUCAUUUCUACAAAAAUACUUUGAAGGAAGUACUUCCAUUUAUACCACUGAAAUUAUGGUACCAGCACAUCUGGCCUUAUCUCCAAGCUGAGUCCAAGUCCCAGGAGGUAUUUGCAUCGGUGCUACAGCCAAUGCUAUUUAUAAUACAACAGAGUCCCCUCGAGGAUUACCAGAACAUCAUAUUACCGUCAUUCAAAGAAUUAUUCUCAACCCCGAGAUCAAUUCAGGGUACGGUGGUGCUGUUGGAGAAUCUUCAUGUUGUUUUUGAAAAAACACCAGCCGAAGUCAUACGCCUGGAGAUGCUGCCGAUGCUGUACUUAUCCUUUGAGAGUCCCAAUAUUCAGAUUCAAGCAGCUGCAUUCAAAUCUGUUGUCAAGAUCGCCGAUUACCUCGAGGAUACAGCACUAAGAAAAAUUGUUCUCCCAAAAUUAAUGAAUGCAUUUGAGAACAGUUCAACUGACUCACGAAUUCUCAUGAAUUGUCUCUCGAGAAUUCUUGAGACACUUGAUACACAGCAAAUUGUCGACGAAGUUUAUCCAUUACUCUGGGAUAUCAAGCUACAGCAGCCUGAUGCGAUAACACGGGUUGUUACAAUUUACAGACUCCUGUUGAGCAAUAAGAAGUUCGGACUCACUAUAAACAUAAUCGCUACGAAGGUGAUGCCAAUUCUACUCCCAGCAACAGUUAAUCCGUCCCUUAAUCUCGAGCAAUUCCAAACAUUGAUUGAGGUCCUUCAACUGAUGCUCAGUCACAUUGAAAGUAAUCAAACGAACAAGCUAAAGCUCUCCCUCUCCAGCCCCGAGCGGCAUCGACCACUCAGGCAUCAGUUUAGCACUGAAAACAUGCAUGUGCAACCGUUCAAUAUUCCCGGGCUCAAGAUCGAGCAGAGGAAAACCUCCUCGGCAGAGGACAUGGCCAGGAAGAACUCCAUAGGCUCAAUGUCGAUGACAGCAUCAGCGGAGAACAUGACGCAGCGUAAGAACUCAAUGACCAACAUGCUCUCAAACUGGUGGUACUCAUCAUCGUCGUCGGCGCGAGACGGCACCUUCCUGAGUGUCGGCAGUGCCUUCCCAAGUCGUCGACUAUCUGACAAUACCCUGAUGACACCUAAGAUUCGCAUCGCCCCGUCGUGCUCGAGCUCACCAGGAGGCACACCAGGCGGUGGUCUUCCAAUAAGACGUCACUCGAGUACAGGACCACAGGAGCGUCGUGGCUCAAACGUCAACCUGUCACCACCAACCGGUGGAAUGCCAACAACCAGUAGCAGUGUACCCUAUCUCCUCAGCUCAAGCAUGACAAGCAUCCGAAAUUCCCGAAGACCCUCAGUCUCGUCGACAACGUCACAGCAGGGAUCUGGCCUACUCCAGCAGUUUGGCACCGGCAUGAGUCAGCGGGCUAAUUGGGAUUACUAUCACCCUGAUGACGAUACGUCAACGAAUCCAGUAUCAAUCGUCGUUACUAUCGACGGCCCAUCAACGAUCGAACAAAUGCGGGCGCAAUAGUAUUAAUUUACCGCUAUUUACCACUUUGAUCGCUUUAUUUUUGCUCAUUGUAUUGUACAUACGUUUUAUUUACAUCAUAUUUAUCAGAAAUAGGCCUCAACGAUUUUUAUUUCAUUUUAUAAAUAAGUCAAUGCGGUGCUGCGCGCCUCGUUAUUUUAAGACUAAAUCAAAUUCAGUCUAACGAUAGCCAAGAAAGUACAUUAAAGGAAUCAAAGUGGAGAAACGAGGAUCGAAUAAUCAUUAUCGAUUUUUAGGCAAGAAUGAAACAUGCGAAACGGCACAUAUCCCCGGCCCCUUCAAAAAUCAUAUUUUUUUCUCAAUCAUAAUUGUAGAUAAAUCGUAGUAUGUACUCGGGCAGUCUCAGCUAAUUGAAAUCAAAUGAAAAUUCCGAAGAUCCUGUAGAUCCCGAAUAAAAACGAUCAGUCUGUUAAUCACGGAUCAUGAAGAAGUUGGAAAACGGAGGGAUAAAAACUACUGAAACAACUCGUCUCGUCUCGUCUCGAUGUGAAUCGUCAAUUUAUGUAACUUUCAAUUAAAACUGCAUUAACAAUCACUAUUUACUAAGAUUAGAUUUUGUACUAGCGACGAUCGUGCACAAAUCAAAUAAUCGCUGGCUGAUGAACCACGAGAGUUUGACGAAAUAAAUAUAAAUAUAUUUUCCCCUGGGUGGAACAUAACAUCGAACGAUCGCCGGUGGUGAACGAUCUAUCGAUUAUUAUUCUCUAUUUUUAACUAACGAGGGGAGUAAUUUGUUGCUAUUGGCCUCUUCACUAUUAUUAUAUGAAUUUUCGGAUAAAUUUGAAGAUUUUGUUGACUGAGCGUGAGUGUAAAAUUCAUUUCUACUGUGAUAUUCUUCAAUCUCUCGUAUGAAUGGAAGGAAGGAAAAUAGAAAAGGAAGAGAAAAUGAGAAAAAUGACAAGAAUGUGUGGGAUAAAAAAUGGAUAAAAAAAUAUGAGAAAAGGGCAAAUAAGAUCGGCAGUUCUCAUCAUUGCGUAUAAUUCGAUUUCUGCACCUACUUGACUGGCCUUUCAAUCAACCAUACGGAACACAAGAGAAAUGAGAGAAUAAGGGAGACGGAUAUGAUUACUAGUUACAGACGAUGUGAAAAUAUAUGGAGAAUAAAAGAAAAUAAAAUUCACGCGCAUAUAAUGAGGUCAUUUGUCGACCGUUUUUGUACCUGCAAUUCAUAAAUAGAGACAAUUUAUUUAUUUACCGGUAUUGAUGAUGGAGAGAAAUAUUCAUUAUAUUAUAGGAGAUGGCAUUUGAAUUUUUCGCGCUGCGAAAAUAAAAGAGGCAAUUAAUAAACGUCGAUAAAUCAUUGAAAACUCCAGAAUGAAAAUAUAUAUAUUAAUAAUGAAAAAUGGUGCAGGUCGCCGGAUCUAUUGAAUACACGAUCGUCUCAUCGAACAAAUCAAGUGAAAGUGAGCAUAUGAUAAUCAUGAAUUUAAUCAGUUACAAACUUGAUUAGCCAUAAUUCCGCAAAAUGAAAAUCUACCAAAAAAAAUCUAAUAAUAAUACUCCGUAAUAGUUUUUUGUGUCUCUAAAGUUGUAAGACUACGAAAUUAAGUGUCCUUAAAAUUUAAGCGAUUAAAAUUUAUUAAUGAAGUAAUGACAAAUCAAUACUGGAGCGUUUGGAGUCGAUCAGCGACUGGUGAUCAGUGGAUUAAUGAAAAAUAAUGAAUUAGUGACAAUCAGCGACAAUCAAUCGAAUGGAGAAUAUAAUGAUUAAUAUUGGUGAUCGAUGAGCCAAACGCUUUGACAACAAGUACAAUCGUCGUUUUGUCCCCCUAAAUUCACCACCAAAUGUGUGUACUUUAGGCAUCAGACAAUCGAAUAAUACAUGUCAACCCGCCCGUUCUCCAAUAAAUAUUACAUUAGGUCGAUCAAAAGAAUAGUAUGACGACUGAUGGCAAUUUUAGAGAGAGUCCAUUUGUUAGAAUCGAUAUUUUAAUUAAUAAAAAAUUGAGCAGUCAAAUUAUGUCGAAGAUAAAUUCAAUACUCAACACACGGAGUGCCAAUGUAAUAUUCGAGCAAUAAUUAAUCUUCCACUUCUCGCGAGUGUGUUUAAGGCAAAAUUAUUGAAUGAUCAAAUAUCUAUCAUUAUGUGUAUAGCAAACCAUUAAACCUCACGUGUUAAUGAUAUUCUAAUAAUCUUUAUCUUUGCAUCAAUUUUUCGCUUUCUAUCUUCGAAUCUUUAUCUCUGGGAUUUAAUGAACAUGAACAUGAACAAUGAACAUGUAGAGGUGGACAGGAAACAAGUAGUUUUUAAUGAUAAUUUAACGUUGCAUUGUCAAUCAGCAGACAUCUGACAUUUUUAUAUUUUUUUUUUUUCGUUGGUUCGGUGAUGAAACCCAUGACUGUGUACUUCAAACAAUCACACGAGUCUAGAGAUGUAUAGAAAAAGUACAGUAAAUGUAUGAUAUCAAAAAUAAAUGUGAGAAAUGACGA